Messenger RNA from Pogona vitticeps (central bearded dragon), 1859 nucleotides. Lineage: Eukaryota; Metazoa; Chordata; Lepidosauria; Squamata; Agamidae. The record is from RefSeq and is a predicted model, not a curated record.
AUGUAUCUGAACAGGAAGAGGAAGAGGAGGACUGCUUGGGCCCCCUGCCCCUGCCCCUGUCCCCGGCGGGGUCUGCCCCCGCUGCUGGCGGCGCUGGUCCUGGCGUUGCUCUCCUCCGCCGCCUCCGCCGCCCCUGCCGGGCACGAGAUCGCCUACCUGCCGGGCCUCGCCAAGCAGCCCGCCUUCAGGCAGUUCUCGGGCUACCUGGACGUCGAGAAGGACAACUCCCUGUCCACCCUCCUCUUCCUCCUCCUCCUCCUCCUCCCCUGCAGGUUCGUGGAGGCCCAGGGGGCCAACCCCUCCGAGAAGCCCCUGAUCCUCUGGCUCAACGGGGGGCCCGGCUGCAGCUCCGUCACCGGCCUCCUCACCGAGCACGGACCCUUCACGGUCCAGCCGGAUGGGGCCUCCCUGGAGUACAAUGAGUAUGCCUGGAAUAAGCUGGGGCACAUGCUGUACCUCGAGUCCCCUGUGGGGGUCGGCUAUUCCCACUCGGACAGCCAGGACUACCGGACAAACGACACAGAGGUGGCUCGCGUGAACUACCUGGCCCUGAAGGAGUUUCUCCGGCUCUACCCUGAGCACUGCAGCAAAGACCUCUACCUCACUGGGGAGAGCUAUGGGGGCAUCUACAUCCCCACCCUGGCACAGUGGGUCAUGCAGGACCCUAGCCUCAACCUGAAGGGGAUCGCGGUGGGCAACGGUCUGUCCUGCUACGAGACCAACGACAACUCCCUGGUGUACUUUGCCUAUUACCACGGCCUCCUGGGGAGCAGGCUGUGGACAGAUUUGCAGACCGCCUGCUGCUCCGACGGGAAAUGCAACUUCCACGACAACCCUAACCUGAACUGCACGCUUGCUAUGGCAGAACUGAUCCGCAUCGUGGACGAGUCUGGCCUCAACAUCUACAACCUGUACGCCCCAUGUGCAGGGGGAGUGCCUGGGAGCUACAGGUACCACGACGGGGUCCUCGUCACGCAAGACCUCGGCAACAACUUCCUCCGGCAGCCGUUUCGUUUCACCUGGAGGCAGAACUUGCUCAGGUUGCAAGCCGGCAAGCAGCGGGUGCGCCUGGACCCUCCCUGCACCAACACCAGCGCUCCUUCUGCCUACAUGAAUGCGCCCCAGGUGCGCAAGGCCCUGCACAUCGUGGACGAUGCCCCCGAGUGGGAAAUGUGCAGCUUUGCGGUCAGCCGAGGUUACAAGCGCCUGUAUCAGAAGAUGAACGACCAGUACCUGAAGCUGCUCAGCACCGCGAAAUACCGCAUCUUGCUGUACAACGGCGACGUGGACAUGGCCUGCAACUUCCUGGGGGAUGAGUGGUUUGUGGACUCCCUGCGCCAGAAGGUGGAGGUGUCUCGGCGACCCUGGAUUUAUACCGAUGAGAACGGGCAGGACCAGAUCGGGGGCUUCGUGAAGGAGUUCACCAAUAUUGCCUUUCUCACUGUCAAGGGAGCAGGACACAUGGUGCCCACCGACCAGCCCCGAGCCGCCUUCAACAUGUUUCAGCGCUUCAUCACCCGCCAGCCCUUCUAGCCGAGGCCCAGCCUGUGCUUUCCUGCUCUCCUGUUGGCGAGGGCCACGUGCUACUGGUGGGGGGCCGUGGGUGGUGCCACCUCCCGUGGCGGCCCUGCUCUCCCUUGGCCCUCCGGCCCUGCCGCCUCCUUCAAGUGUGGGUGGGUAGGGGGGACUCCCCACCUGCCUCCCUGUCCAUCCUGCCGCUGUCUGGGGCUUCCACUUUGCUCUGGUGAUUCGGAGGGAGGGGUGCCCCCUACGGAGGCCCCCUUCUUUGGGUCCCACUCCUUCCCUUUCCCCCUCCCUAUCUGCACAUUUGCACUGACCUCUGGGUGGGUGGAGACCCC